AUGUCAGCACAUACAAUGCUUUUUGCAGGAACAUUUCUUGUUGCAUAUGUCAUCGCAUUUUCACUAAUUAUAAUUCCGACAUUCAUUAUGGAAGUUACGAUCGGUCAAUACAUACAGCGUGGUGCAAUGGAAGUGUGGGUGAUUUGCCCACUGUUCAAAGGAGUUGGAAUCGGCAAUGUUGUUUUAUCGUUUAUGUGUUGUUCGUAUUACUGUGUUAUCGUUGCCUGGGCUAUAUAUUAUAUGAUUUCAUCAUUUGCGGCCACAUUUCCAUGGGAAAAUUGUGACAAUUGGUGGAAUACGAUUCAGUGCAUCACCACGAAACAAAACUCAAAUUUGACAAUAGUGCAGGAACUGAAUUCAAAUCUAUCAGGAGUGGGUUUACAAACUGAAACGAGUGUUCAACAAUUCUGGGAACGCCGUGUGCUCAAACAAAGUGAUACAUUCUUUGAAUUUGGUGGGCUCCAACUGGAACUGCUUGGUUUAUUAUUUCUUGCCUGGUUCAUUGUUUACAUUGCACUGCGUAAAGGGAUCACAAAAGCUCGAAAAUUUGUAUAUUUCUGUGCGUUUUCUCCUUAUGUGCUUCUUAUUGUUUUGUUGAUUAGAGCAUUAACAUUACCUGGUGCAGGCAAAGGAUUAUCUUAUUAUUUUACACCUAAUUUCACUAAACUGGUGGAGACUACUGUAUGGCGAGACGCUGGAACACAGGUACUUUAUUCUUAUGGAGUUGGCUACGGAACCUUAACUGCCCUUGGUUCACACAAUUCUUUUAAUCAAAAUUGUUUCAGAGAUAGUUUCAUAACAUGCGCAAUCAAUGGAGGCACCAGUAUUCUUGCUGGUGUAGGUCUUGUUUUUCAAGCUUAUCCAGAAGUGGCUAGCAAUCUGCCAGUAAAACAAGUGUGGGCUGUAUUAUUCUUUUUUAUGAUAGUCAUUCUGGGCUUAGAUACUCAGGUGUGUAUUCUAGAAGGAUUUUUCACUGCUUUGGAGGACACUUUCCCAGCAAUCAGGAGAUUUAAAUCUGUGUCACUAGCGAUCACUUGCUUUAUUUUUUUUAUUAUUGGCAUUCCGAUGGUGUCACAGGCUGGUUCAUAUUGGUUGACAUUAUUUGAUGCAUAUGGUGCAAGCGGAAUUGCCUUAUUAUUCGUUGUAUUCUUUGAAGUUAUAGGAUUAGCAUGGGGCUUUGGGGCAAAAAAUAUUCGAAAUGCGUUAAAAGAGAUGAUCAGUCUAAAUAUGUCAAUUGUUUGGGAUAUUUUUUGGAAGUUUCUGACACCAAUAUCAGUAGCGGUACUAUUUAUUGUGUGCAUCGUAAAAUAUGAACCAUUAAGAUAUCCAACAGGUGAAAAUUUCCCAUCUAGCGCAGAGAUCAUUGGAUUUAUCUUGGCGCUUUGUUCAAUGAUUGUAGUACCAGCCUUCAUGGUGUAUUAUUUGUUAUUCAGAGAUAAGAAAGGAACGUUAAAAGAGCGAGUUAUCCGAGGAUUUAAAGCACCUCCACAUUUACGCACAGGACGACCGACAACUACACGCGUUGCUGAUAUUGGUAUGGAGCCAAAAUUUGGGGUUAUAUCUGCGUUUGGUUCUACAAAUGAUCUUAAGCAUCAGGAAAAGUUCCCAGCAAUAGCAAUUAAUGAGAGAGAUAUAGGUGUUCAUGCAUAG
Molecule: messenger RNA, 1650 nt
Organism: Dracunculus medinensis (Guinea worm)
Lineage: Eukaryota; Metazoa; Nematoda; Chromadorea; Rhabditida; Dracunculidae
Source: the annotation of a GenBank genome assembly